AUGCGCCGGCUCAGGUACAACGUCGCUGUGUCGUUGGAUGGCUUCAUCGCGCCUCCAGAUGGGUCGGCGGACUGGAUCGUGCACGACGACUCGAUCGACUUCGACUCGCUCUACGCCGAGUUUGGGACGUUCAUCCUCGGCCGCAAGACGUGGGAGUCUAUGAACCCCCUAGCCGGGAGGCCGAAGGAAAAUGUGGUAGUUGUGACCAGCCGGAUGAAGCCGGAAACAUGGCCGGAUGUGUCUGUCGUCGAGCCGGGAGCGGCAGUCGAAUACAUCACCACGCUCAAGGCUGGCGAUGGCCAGGACAUCUGGCUUUUGGGGGGAAGUCAGCUAGCUGGCUUGUGCAUGCAGGCAGGGCUUGUGGACACGGUCGAGACGGCUAUCAUGCCUGUCCUGCUGGCGGGUGGAGUUGGGCUUGUGGGAUUGAGACCGGAGGCGGUUGGCUCGACAGGCUUCAGACUCGGGCUGGUCAACACGCAGAGACUCGAGCAGAGCGGUAUUUUGAUGUGCAAGUACCAUGUCAUUGGCGCAGAAAGAGACAGCCUAUGA
Molecule: messenger RNA, 549 nt
Organism: Diaporthe batatas
Lineage: Eukaryota; Fungi; Ascomycota; Sordariomycetes; Diaporthales; Diaporthaceae
Exons: 2
Coding region: 1-549 (182 amino acids)
Biological process (GO): riboflavin biosynthetic process
Molecular function (GO): 5-amino-6-(5-phosphoribosylamino)uracil reductase activity
Source: RefSeq, a predicted model, not a curated record